Molecule: messenger RNA, 14925 nt
Organism: Mobula hypostoma (lesser devil ray)
Lineage: Eukaryota; Metazoa; Chordata; Chondrichthyes; Myliobatiformes; Myliobatidae
Gene: ltap1
Product: chromosome 2 C1orf43 homolog
Exons: 7
Coding region: 402-1058 (218 amino acids)
Biological process (GO): phagocytosis
Source: RefSeq, a predicted model, not a curated record
UGGGACGCGUGUAAAUGUAAUCGAAUGUGGCAUUGCCGUAAUUUAGGAGCCCUUCUUUUGGAUGCGAUUCGCUUAUGCUUUUCAUAAGCGCCCAAUUCCUCACUCCGACACCACAACAAUAACUGAUUAGUUCUGCCCCUUUCGUGACAUUUCCCCUCUUGCCCCCUCAGACGUUUUCCCGCCAAUCCCGUGGGUCCAGCGCCGAGAAAUUUCCGACUUCUGCCGAAGAUUCCCGAACCUUAAACCGUCGGCCAGCCCUUUCCUAUCGCUGCCGAAGAUUCCCGAAAUUUCGGAUUUUCAUCCCCUUCUCGUUAUGGAUAGGAAGUCAAAUUAUAUCUUUCACAUAAUGUGAUUGCUUUCACAUAUUUGUCCUCCUCUUCAUCUUUGUCAAGCGCCAGAUCAUGAGGUUCGCCAUGAAAUCCCGGAGAGGCCCCCAUGUCCCCAUUGGGCACAACGCGCCCAAGGACCUGAGAGAGGAGAUAGACCGGAGACUCCUAAAGGUCCAGGAUCUCGACUAUGAGCCGCAGCUACUUGAUGAAGAUGAUGUGCGCUUGCUGCAGCUGCAGGACCCAAGAACCCAAGGUCGCUAUAACUACUUGUACAGGAUGAAGGCUCUGGAUGCCAUCCGGCACAUUGAUAUUCCACUCAGCCAAGGCUCCGAUCACGGCAAACGUUUGACUGGAAGGAGUUUCCAUACCUUCCUGCUGGAGCUGCGAGAAGGCAACUCGCCCUACCGAGGGGUCCGCAAGAACCUCAUCGACAAGCUGAUAGAUGGCUAUGAAGCAGCACGAUAUGGGACAGCGGCCUUUGGAAAAGCAGAGUAUCAGAAGUACCAGCAUGCAGUGAACGAGCUGGCCUCCAUCCUGCAAGCCCGGGGUGCACGGAGCCAGGCCCAGCACCAGAAUGCGGCCAAGGAUUUGACCCCUGCUCCUGAGGCCUCCUCGCCAAGCACCAUCCAGGUCACUUACCUCCCGUCCACCAAGAACAAGAGAGGCAAGCAUUUUCUCGAGCUGAAGAGCUUCAAGGACAACUACAAUACACUGGAGAGCACGCUGUGAUGAUCCUGCAGCCUGCAUCCGAGGUGACCCACUGCCUGAGAAAUGUAGGGAUACGGAGAUUUUGCCAGGGUCAUGAGUUUUGUUAGCCAGUGCAUCCUGAAGGAGACCUUCCAAGCUGCAAGCUCUCUGAUUUUGGCACAGUCCACACUGGUGGAGAUGAGUCUGUCACUGUAUAACACUGGGGUACAGUACCCAUGGAGAUGGGUCUGUCACUGUAUAAUCCUGGGCACGGGUACAGUACUGGUGGGGGUGGGCCUGUCACUGUAUAACACGGGUACAGUACCCAAGGAGAUGGAUCUGUCACUGUAUAAUACUGGGGUACAGUACUUAGGAUGGGCCUGUCACUGUUUAAUGGGUACAGUACCCAUGGAGAUGGGUCUCACUGUAUAACACUGGGGUACAGUACCUGUGGGGAUGGGUCUGUCACUGUAUAACACUGGGGUACAGUACUGGUGGGGAUGGGUCUGUCACUGUAUAACACUGGGGUACAGUACCUGUGGGGAUGGGCCUGUCACUGUAUAACACGGGUACAGUACCCAUGGAGAUGGGUCUGUCACUAUAACAUGGGUACAGUACCCAAGGAGAUGGGUCUGUCACCAUAUAACGGGUACAGUACCGGUGGGGAUGGGCUUGUCACUGUAUAAUGGGUACAGUACCCAAGGAGAUGGGUCUGUCACUGUAUAAUACUGGGGUACAGUACUUGGGAUGUGUCUGUUGCUGUGUAACAUGGGUACAUUACUGGUGGGGAUGGGCCUGUCACUGUAUAACACUGGGAUACAGUACCUGUGGGGAUGGGUCUGUCACUGUAUAACACUGGGGUACGGCACUGGUGGGGAUGGGCCUGUCACUGUAUAACACGGGUAGCAUACCAGUGGGGACAAGUCUCACUGUAUAACACCGGGGUACGGUACUGGUGGGGGUGGAGCUGAUGCUGAAGACUACUGGUGAUUUAUAGACACUUGGUUUCGACGUCCCUGUCUCAGUAAAGCUUUAGGCCUCAACAUCUCCACUGCCUCCUGGAUGGCACUCCAUGAAAUCCAGCUCUCCAGAAUGAGUGUCUGGUGUCCUCAGCUGUUACUUUCCUGUGGUCCGCUCUCGUGCUGUGUAAAUGGAAGUGACUGCGUUAACAUAAAAGUGGGUGGGUCCUGGGCAUGUUUGUCCGGGUGAAAGUCACACUGCCUCUUCUGCACAGACUGUUCAGUGCAGCCCUCUUGCUGACAGACUAACUCGUCUGCUUUAAAUAAAGAUGCCAGGUGUGAACAAGGCAAAGUGUUCACCUGCUUUUAGUUCCCAGUCUCGGUGACGGGAUGAGGGACAUGGGGAAUGUGGUGGCCUGAAGUUCCUUUUUUCUGUGUUGUGUGACUCUAUUCAGUGGGAACGCCCUCACCACGGUUCAGUAGGAUGUCUAGCCCUGACUUCUUGAGGAAAUAAAUACUGGCCUUCCUAGAGAUUCUCAGAUACUGAGAAUUCCCAUCCACAUUCUUGCAGCAACACAGAAAGCGCUGGAGGAAUUCGAUGGGUUAGUGGGGGGAAACGGUCAGUCAAAGCUUCAGGUCAAGGCCCUACAUUUUCUCUCCCCCUCCCCCCACCCAACCAUAGAACAAGCUGGGGUUCAGCUCUGAAUUUGUAGGCUCUGUUCCCAGCUAAGUUAAGCAGGGACCCGUGCAGUUUCACAAUACUGCAGUCCCUCCUCCAUGUCUGAAACUGCGCAGAGGGAGUUAGAAAUUGGCCUUUGUUGAUCACUGUCGGGUCACCCCGCUAUAGUGAGAGGAGAAUGUAUUGUCCUUUGACUAGAAGUACAGGUUACCUUGCAACCCAUCUCCAAGGUCCAGUUCCUCAGGUAGUGGAUUUGGUUUUACACCUGCGUUAAAUUUUGGUUAGACUAAUAGAGCUGGUCUUUCUACACACACCCCUUGAGAGAAUUUACAAAGGGCAAUACCACAACCCAUUCUUGAAGGGUGUACAGGUAAGCUUUGGGAAAGUGAAGCUGUUGAGGGGAGAGGUAGAGAACGUAUUUCCAUUUGGACGAGAGAUCUAAAAGGGAGCCUAUAUCGGUUUAUUAUUGUCAUGUACGGAGAUCCAGUGAGAAGCUUUUACAUGCUAUCAGGCUGAUCGUAAGUAUCUUGAAGUACUAAAAAGAAAAUCGCAAUGCAGAAUAUAGUGUUGUAGGCAGUGCAGAUAAACAAAGUGGAAAGGCCACAACAAAGUAGAUUAGGAUUAACUCGAUGGAAUUAAUCUUUGAAUGAAUGAGAGUGUCGAUAACAGCAGGAUAGAAACUGUCCUUGAGCCUGGUGGUAUGAGCUUUCAAGCCUUUGAACCUUCUGCCUCAUGGGAGAAGAAAAGUAAACGUCUGGAGUAGGAGGGGGUUCUUGAUUAUGUUUCCUGAGGCAGUGGGAAAUGCAGAGGGAGUUAAACUGAGGAGAGACAGGUUUUCCUGAUUGACUAGGCUGUGUCCACAGAAAUUUCUUGCAGCCUUGGGCAGAGCAGUGGACGUACCAAGCCAUGGUGCAUCCAAGUAGGAUCUGUACAAAUUGGUGAAGGUCAUCAGGGCUCUGCCAGAUUUAAUGAAUCCUAUGUCCUGAAGGGACAUAUGGAACUCACCCAAAUGAUUGGUGGGGGGGGUGGGGAAGCUGGGAAAAGACAAGGGACUUUGAGCAUAUGAGAGCCUGCUUCUGUGCUAAACAGUUUGUGGUAUUGCUAAACCACAUACCUUUUGAGGAAAAUCCUCCAUUAUUUGAUUUUCUUUAUUUUAAAAAAAAGGGACUUUGUAACAUUUUUGAUGAAAUGUGAUGGGCGUUAGAGAAGUAUAGGAACAAAAGAUCAGCCAACAUGAACACUUCUAAUUUCUAGCUGGUAUUAGAUUCCAUAAUACUGCUAGACAUCAAGGCUCUGCAGGGAGUUUGUGUGGAGUACUACCAUCUAGUGGUCAUAUCAAUCAACAGCGUCAUCUCCUGCCUUGUUUACCAUGGAAUUCAAGCUUAAUUUGUUCCAUAUGCACAGUUGGUGGUUUUAGUUAUGGCUAGUGGAGACCUGAAUGUCUUUGACACUGGCUAGAAGAUGUUGGUUAUGAAUUCUGUGUCUCUAUAAGUCCUCAUUCUUUUUAGAGGAUACAGACUGCCCUAUUAUUCUUGGAAUCAGCUGCUCUUGGGCAAGUACAUCCACCUUUGUUUCUCCGGGAACAAAUUCCUCACCGCCCUUUUUAUCCCCUCACUCAUAUCUAGAAAUGGGAAACCUGAGGUGUACUUCAAUGCUGUUUGGUGUUUCCUGUAGGGAGCUUUACCAUCCUGCCUUAAAGCUAUCUGCCAUUCUCUGCAUCAGAUUUGAAUCCUAGCACUCCCUCUCUGGUAGUGCAGUCACUCGAGUUGAGUGUAAUGGUCUCCAAGGGAUUCUCUGAGGGGUGGGGUUGUGUCCUCAGAUGGCUGUAGAGGUCAGUCUGGAACUACAUAUUCUGGUGUAGUGUAGACACGAGUAAGUGGUGGCUGUGGUUAGUGGUUGGGCCUUGAGGUUGUUCAGUCUCUCCUUUUGCUACUUCAGUUCUUUGCGACACAGCAGAGGUUGCUCUCAUGUAGCACAGCUCUCUCUUGAAUAGAUUUCCUCCAGAUGUAUCUAUUGAGUACAAUGUCUUUGCACUUUUGAGAUAUAAUGUUGAAUUUCUUCAGGCUGAUUUUGAUGUUAUCUUUAAAACGUUUCCUUUGCUCACCAGGGGCUCACUGACCUUCAACAAGGGAGUAAAGGAUCUGGGGAGAUGUGAGCUAAGCAUCUGGAUGACAUGACCUAUCCAUUGGAGUUUGUGUUGCUUUAUCAUGGUGAAGAUGCUGUUCAUCUUAGCCUCCUUCAGUACGUCACUGUGUCCUCAAAAUCUUUCGUGGAGAUCUUUAGUGGUGGUAUUUUCCAGGGCUUUCAGGUAUCCAUGAUUCAGCUCCAUACAGUAAUGUAAGAAGGACCUAUAGACCAAAAAUUUGGACCUGUAGAUCAGUCUUCAAAGACUCUUCCUUAACCUUGCAUAGGCUGCACUACCACUACUCAGGCAGUGGUUGAUCUCUGAUUCAAUGUCUGCUUUUGAUGAGAGAAUACUGCCAAGGUAGUGAAAGUAGUCUACAUUUUCAAGGGUGAUAUCACCACCUUUUAUGGAGAGCUGGUUGGGCAGUGGCUGAUAUAACACCUGUGUCUAUUUUUGUAUUCAAAACAAAACAUUGGGCUCUACCUGCCUUGGCAAAGAUAUUCAAGAUACCUUGGAGGUCUUCUUCAGAAUGUGCUGCGAUGGCAUUUUUCAUCUGCAUACUGAAGUUCCAUGAUAAUGGUGAUGCUGAGCUUGUUUUGGCCUAGAACUGGUUGAGGUUGAAAAGUCUGGGAUCCACUGUGACUAAACUUGGCCAAUAAGGUGAAGGGUGGCAGCAAUAAAGAUGGCAAAUAAUGUGGACACAAUGAUACACCCCUGUUUGACUCCUGUCUUGACAGAGAGGAAUUUGAAUUCAGCACAUCUAAUGCUGAAUUGGUUGGUUGCCCAUCCUGUUGGAUGUGGUUUUCAUUGAUUCUACUGUGUUUCUUGUAGUUGCUGUGAAUGCCCGCAAGAAAACAAACCUCAGGUGACAUACAGUACUGUGCAAAAAUCUUAGGCUCAUGUUUUUUAAAAAAAAUGUAAAGCGAGUAAGCUUUCAAAAUGAAAUGAAAAGUUUCUAAAUAUCAAAAAAAAAUUACUAGAAAGGGCAGCAAACAGUUUAUAUAUUAAAAAAAACUGAAUCAAAUUAAUAUUUGGUGUGUCCACCAUUUGCCUUUAAACUGCAUCAGUUCCAUUGGGUACACUGUUGUGCAGUUCUAUAAGAAAAUCAGCUGGUUGGUUGUUCCAAGCAUCUUUCUGCAGAAUUUGGCUGUCUUGCUUGCUUCUGUCCCUCUAGACAGCCUCGAUGAUGCUGAGAUCAGGGCUCUGUGGAGGCUAUCCCAUCUGUUGCAGGACUCUUAUUCUUCUGGAAAUAAUUCGGAAAAUGUGGAGCUCGGGUGGUAGGUGGUUGGGUUGAGUUGUUCUCCGAUCCUGGCAAUUUACUUGCAAAGGUUUCAUCAUCAUACGAAGAGACUUCAGCGCACUGUGGAUUGUGGUGCGUCCUCCUAAUGCUUGACCAUUAUUUACGUAUAUCAUCUGAUUGGUCUUUACAGAAUUGGAAUGUGGGGAGGAAAUCUCGUAGCUGAUUGGUUGUGUGGCGAAUUUUGUGUGUUGUGUAGCAUUUUGACUGCUUUGAUUCAUAAAUAGGACUGAGGUCAACAUGUCUGUUUACAGAAUUGUUCACGAAAACCACGCUUCUAGGAAUUCUCUAACAUACUGUGUGUUUGCUUGCACCGUGACUUUCACUGAUGCCCAGUUGAAUUUGUGCUCCUCUCGAUCUUCAUGAUUAGAGACAGGGAGAGUUGGUUGUGCCAACUUACAGCCAGUUGGUGUUCAUGGACCCUUGUCGAUAGUUUUCUCCCAGUUUGACCGACGCAAUAUUUGCUGCCAUCCUUGCAUUGGAUUUUGUGGACUGCAUUGGUUCGCUCUUUUAAUCUGAAAAGUACUCUCCCCAAUGUUGCUGGUGGCUUAUCGCAACUGAAAUGCUAUAUUCUUGGAGCAGUUCAUUCCUGAGAUAUUUCAAAUGUGUGUUCUUUUCGCUGAAUAUCGUUCUUUACGACCUUGGUCGUGUAUUUGAGGUUAUCGUCCUGCUGCAGACUGAAGUUGGGACCAACCUCCCUGAUGGUAGUGCGUGAUGGAUAAGAAUCUGCUUAUAAUUCUCAGCAUUGAGAAUUCUAAUAACUCUGACCAGAUCACGAACUCCAUUUGCAGAAAUGCAGCUCCAAACCUGCAGGGAACCUUGCCAUGCUUCACUCUUGGCUGUAAACAUUCAUCCAUGUAGAGUUAACAUAGAAACAUAGAAAAUAGGUGCAGGAGUAGGCCAUUUGGCCCUUCGAGCCUGCACCGCCAUUUAUUAUGAUCAUGGCUGAUCAUCCAACUCAGAACCCCGCCCCAGCCUUCCCUCCAUACCCCCUGACCCCCAUAGCCACAAGGGCCAUAUCUAACUCCCUCUUAAAUAUAGCCAAUGAACUGGCCUCAACUGUUUCCUGUGGCAGAGAAUUCCACAGAUUCACCACUUUCUGUGUGAAGAAGUUUUUCCUAAUCUCGGUCCUAAAAGGCUUCCCCUCUAUCCUCAAACUGUGGCCCCUCGUUCUGGACUUCCCCAACAUCGGGAACAAUCUUCCUGCAUCUAGCCUGUCCAAUCCCUUUAGGAUCUUAUACGUUUCAAUCAGAUCCCCCCUCAAUCUUCUAAAUUCCAACGAGUACAAGCCCAGUUCAUCCAGUCUUUCUUCAUAUGAAAGUCCUGCCAUCCCAGGAAUCAAUCUGGUGAACCUUCUUUGUACUCCCUCUAUGGCAAGGAUGUCUUUCCUCAGAUUAGGGGACCAAAACUGCACACAAUACUCCAGGUGUGGUCUCACCAAGGCCUUGUACAACUGCAGUAGUACCUCCCUGCUCCUGUACUCGAAUCCUCUCGCUAUAAAUGCCAGCAUACCAUUCGCCUUUUUCACCGCCUGCUGUACCUGCAUGCCCACUUUCAAUGACUGGUGUAUAAUGACACCCAGGUCUCGUUGCACCUCCCCUUUUCCUAAUCGGCCACCAUUCAGAUAAUAAUCUGUUUUCCUGUUUUUCCCACCAAAGUGGAUAACUUCACAUUUAUCCACAUUAAAUUGCAUCUGCCAUGAAUUUGCCCACUCACCCAACCUAUCCAAGUCAGUCUGCAUCCUCUUAGCAUCCUCCUCACAGCUAACACUGCCACCCAGCUUCGUGUCAUCCACAAACUUGGAGAUGCUGCAUUUAAUUCCCUCAUCCAAGUCAUUAAUAUAUAUUGUAAACAACUGGGGUCCCAGCACUGAGCCUUGCGGUACCCCACUAGUCACCGCCUGCCAUUCUGAAAAGGUCCUGUUUAUUCCCACUCUUUGCUUCCUGUCUGCUAACCAAUUCUCCACCCACACCAAUACCUUACCCCCAAUACCUUGUGCUUUAAGUUUGCACACUAAUCUCCUGUGUGGGACCUUGUCAAAAGCCUUUUGAAAAUCCAAAUAUACCACAUCCACUGGUUCUCCCCUAUCCACUCUACUAGUUACAUCCUCAAAAAAUUCUGAGAUUCGUCAGACAUGAUUUUCCUUUCACAAAUCCAUGCUGACUUUGUUUUGAUGAUUUCACCGCUUUCCAAAUGUGCUGUUAUGACAUCCUUGAUAACUGACUCCAGCAGUUUCCCCACCACCGACGUUAGGCUAACCGAUCUAUAAUUCUCCGGUUUCUCUCUCCCUCCUUUUUUAAAAAGUGGGGUUACAUUAGCCACCCUCCAAUCCUCAGGAACUAGUCCAGAAUCUAACGAGUUUUGAAAAAUUAUCACUAAUGCAUCCACUAUUUCUUGGGCUACUUCCUUAAGCACUCUAGGAUGCAGACCAUCUGGCCCUGGGGAUUUAUCUGCCUUCAAUCCCUUCAAUUUACCUAACACCACUUCCCUACUAACAUGUAUUUCGCUCAGUUCCUCCAUCUCACUGGACCCUCUGUCCCCUACUAUUUCUGGAAGAUUAUUUAUGUCCUCCUUAGUGAAGACAGAACCAAAGUAAUUAUUCAAUUGGUCUGCCAUGUCCUUGCUCCCCAUAAUCAAUUCACCCAUUUCUGUCUGCAGGGGACCUACAUUUGUCUUUACCAGUCUUUUCCUUUUUACAUAUCUAUAAAAGCUUUUACAGUCCGUUUUUAUGUUCCCUGUCAGUUUUCUCUCAUAAUCUUUUUUCCCCUUCCUAAUUAAGCCCUUUGUCCUCCUCUGCUGAACUCUGAAUUUCUCCCAGUCCUCAGGUGAGCCACUUUCUCUGGCUAAUUUGUAUGCUGCUUCUUUGGAAUUGAUACUAUCCCUGAUUUCUCUUGUCAGCCACGGGUGCACUACCUUCCUUGAUUUAUUCUUUUGCUAAACUGGGAUGAACAAUUGUUGUAGUUCAUCCAUGCAACCUUUAAAUGCUUGCCAUUGCAUAUCCACUGUCAAUCCUUUAAGUGUCAUUUGCCAGUCUAUCUUAGCUAAUUCACGUCUCAUACCUUCAAAGUUACCCCUCUAAGUUCAGAACCUUUGUUUCUGAAUUAAAUAUGUCACUCUCCAUCUUAAUGAAGAAUUCCACCAUAUUAUGGUCACUCUUACCCAAGGGGCCUCUCACGACAAGAUCGCUAAUUAACCCUUCCUCAUUGCUCAAAACCCAGUCCAGAAUAGCCUGCUCUCUAGUUGGUUCCUCGACAUGUUGGUUCAAAAAACCAUCCCGCAUACAUUCCAAGAAAUCCUCUUCCUCAGCACCUUUACCAAUUUGGUUCACCCAAUCUACAUGUAGAUUGAAGUCACCCAUUAUAACUGCUGUUCCUUCAUUGCACACAUUUCUAAUUUCCUGUUUAAUACCAUCUCCGACCUCACUACUACUGUUAGGUGGCCUGUACACAACUCCCACCAGCGUCUUCUGCCCCUUAGUGUUACGCAGCUCUACCCAUAUCGAUUCCACUUCUUCCCGGCUUAUGUCCUUCCUUUCUAUUGCAUUAAUCUCUUCUUUAACCAGCAACGCCACCCGACCUCCCCUUCCUUCAUGUCUAUCCCUCCUGAAUAUUGAAUAUCCCUGAACGUUGAGCUCCCAUCCCUGGUCACCCUGGAGCCAUGUCUCUGUGAUCCCAACUAUAUCAUAAUCAUUAAUAACAAUCUGCACUUUCAAUUCAUCCACCUUAUUACGAAUGCUCCUUGCAUUGACACACAAAGCCUUCAGGCACUUUUUUCCAACUCUCUUAGCCCUUAUACAAUUAUGUUGAAAAGUGGCCCUUUUUAAUGCUUGCCCUGGAUUUGUCGGCCUGCCACUUUUACUUUUCUCCUUAGUACUUUUUGCUUCUACCCUCACUUUACACCCCUCUGUCUCUGCACUGGUUCCCAUCCCCCUGUUGUGAACUAACCUCCUCACGCCUAGCCUCUUUAAUUUGAUUCCCACCCCCCAACCAUUCUAGUUUAAAGUCACCUCAGUAGCCCCCGCUAAUCUCCCUGCCAGGAUAUUGGUCCCCCUAGGAUUCAAGUGUAACCCGUCCUUUUUGUACAGGUCACGCCUGCGCCAAAAGAAGUCCCAAUGAUCCAAAAACUUGAAUCCUUGCCCCCUGCUCCAAUCCCUCGGCCACGCAUUUAUCCUCCACCUCAUCACAUUCCUACUCUCACUGUCGCGUGGCACAGGCAGUAAUCCCGAGAUUACUACCUUUGCGGUCCUUUUUCUCAACUCCCUUCCUAGCUCCCUAUAUUCUCCUUUCAGGACCUCAUCCCUUUUCCUACCUAUGUCAUUGGUACCUAUAUGUACCAUGACCUCUGGCUCCUCACCCUCCCACUUCAGGAUAUCUUGGACACGAUCAGAAAUAUCCCGGACCCUGGCACCAGGGAGGCAAACUACCAUCCGGGUCUCUGGACUGCGUCCACAGAAUCGCCCAUCUGACCCCCUUACUAUCGAGUCCCCUAUCACAACUGUCCUCUUCCUUGCCCUACCCUUCUGAGCUACAGGGCCAGACUCUGUGCCGGAGGCAUGGCCGCUGUCGCUUCCCCUGGGUAAGCUGUUCCCCCCCCCCCCCAACAGUACUCAAACAGGAGUACCUAUUGUCAAGAGGCACAGCCACUGGGGUACUCUCUAUUACCUGACUCUUUCUCUUCCCCCUCCUAACCGUGACCCACUUGUCUGCCUCCCGUGGCCCCGGUGUGACCACCUGCCUGCAACUCCUCUCUAUCAACUCCUCACUCUCCCUGACCAGAUGAAGGUCAUCGAGCUGCAGCUCCAGUUCCGUAACGCGGUCCCUUAGGAGCUGCAUCUCGAUGCACUUGGCGCAGAUGUGGACGUCCGGGAGGCUUGGAGACUCCAGGGCCCCCCACAUCCGACACCGAGAACGGCAAACUGCCCUCUCACUCAUACUGCCCCUCUCCUCAAAUAACAACAGAAAAUGAAUGCCAAACCUUCCUCGCCUUGCCCGUUUCCGGCUAAGCCCAUUGAGCCGAAGCCCUUAAGUCUUCACUCUGCUCCCGGCUAACUAUGCUGCCCGCUCUGAUGCUCUGUUCCUUUUAAAUCUGCCGCGCUGCACUGCCCGACGUCACACGCCUGCGCAGUCCCGCCUCUCAGAACGCCGUUGGAGAAAAAAAAUAACGAAAAUUUCCCAAAAAUGUCUUUCUCAGCACUCCCACUCAGACUCUCAGACUCCUUCUUCGAAUCAAACCUGAAGCAGGAUGUCUGCCCUUUUAAAUCUGCCGCGCUGCACUGCCCGACGUCACAUGCCUGCGCAGUCCCGCCUCUCAGAACGCCGUUGGAGGAAGAAAAAUAAUGAAAAUUUCAAAAAUGUCUUUCUUGGCACUCCCUCUCAGACUCUCAGACUCCUUCUUCGAAGAGUUCUCCUGCUCUUCUACGUCCUGUGUCCUGUUUGAGCCAAAAAUUUAAAAAUUUGACUUGGUCAGUCCAGAGCACCUGCUGCCAUUGUUCAGCACCCCAGUCCUUGUGUUUUUUGUGCCUAGUUGAGUCUCUUGACUUUGUUUCCACUUCAGAGGAAUGGCUUUUUGGCAGCAACUCUUCCUUCCAUGAAGGCCACUUCUGACAAGCCUGCACUGGUCGGUAGAAUGGUGUACUUGGGUUCCAGUGGUUUCUGUGAGCUUAGAGCUGAUAGCAGUGCUGGACUUCUUCCAAUUUAGAUUGGAGGUCAGUUUGAUGUAUCUCUCAUCUGCUGUAUUGUUUCCAUGGCUGACUACAUUUCUGGUCCUCUUCCUUGCCCAGUUCUUUGUGCUUCUUCGGAAGAGCUUGGACACACAUCUUGAAACUCCGCCAUGAAGUUUCUGCUUGGGGGUGACCUUGCUGAUGCAAGAUGAUCAUUUUGUGUCUUGCUCCUGUGCCCACUCUUCCCAUGGUGUAAGAAUUGAUGAUUUGGUUAAACUGUCACAUCUACCACACCCUCACCUUUUACCUUUUAGUUUGGUUGUCCUUCACCCAGUUUGAUGCCUUCUACAUUCAUUUUUGUUUUAGUUAAAAUCAGGUUAGUUCAUUCAACUCGUUAUGUUAUUGAUCAUUAGCACCUGUUUGCACUGGGCUACAUAUCUACAAACUAAUCAAGCUUUUAUUUGAAAAGUGGUCUAUUACUUAAUACACAUAAAAUGCUGAAAGAACUCAGCAGGCCAUGCAGCCUUUAUGGAAAAGAGUGAACAGUUGAUGUUUUGGGCCAAGACCCUUUAUCGGGACUUAAGAAUCUGCAGAUUUUUCUCCUGUUUGCUAUUACUUAAUGUUACUUUCUUUAAUGAAAUACAAAUAUUCCUCUUAACAUUUAAUUUUUUGUAAUGUAGAUGUUUGGAAAUCUAAAAUUUGCUCUUUUUAACUGACACAUUAAUGCAGAAGACAAAAAACAAACAUCUAGAACAAUUUAUAUUUAAGAAAAAUCGUGGGUCCGGUACUUAUGACUUCUGCACAGAACUGUAUAUGUACUUUGAUAAACUUUUAUUGAACUGUGGGUACUGUAUGCCACCAUGCAGUAGGCUCAGUAUUUGUAAGUGCUUGUCAGGACAGCCAUGCACCAGGGAGCUUGGCAGUCCACUGUAUCAAAUGACUUUGUUAAAUUUAUGAAAGCCAAGUACUGGUGACAUUUUUCCUGUAAUUGGCAUGCUGUGAAGAUCAUGUCUACAGUGGCACCUCUAGAUGGGUAGAAACCACACUGAUUCUGGGAGCAGUACUAUGGAAAGUGGAAGGAUUCAGUUGACAAUUAUGUGUGCAAGCACUUUGCCUGUUGUUGACAGUAGGGAGAUGUCUGGUAUUGCCACAAUCUGUUUAGGAUAUGUUCACUAUUUGAGCAUCCCUGAGCUCAGAGUAAUUGUUCCUAUUCCCAGACCUGCAGGAGCAAGGCAUGCAUGUGGUGCAUGAGUACUCGUUCUCCUUCCUUGAGGAUCUCUGUAGGGACCAGAGGCUUGUUGCUUUUCGGCUCCUGAUGGCAUCAUGAUCUCUUUCAAACUGGGUGGUUCUCUCUCUCUCCCCGCCUCCCCCCAUGUCUUCUCUGUAAGGUCUCUGGAGGAUUUGAUUAGCAGUGCUUUUGCGGUUAAGAAGUUCUUGAAAGUACUCUCUCCAUCGAUCUUUAAUAUCCUCCCGAUACUUAUGGCCCACGUUCCUGUGGAUUAAACCUCCUGCACUCAAAGAAUGGGAAGAACUUGCUAAAAGGUCGGAAGGACAUCAACGGUCAACUCCCUCUUUACAGUGCGGUGGGGGCACUUCUACCACACAGGGACUGCAACACUUCCAGGCUGUUGUUCAUCUCUGACUGCUUAGAGCCAUUAGGAUUCGGUGCCAGGCAUUCCUCCUGAGAGGGCAGUGUGAUGGGUUUGAGCAGCUAUCAAAAGAAGUUCUAAGAUAGCCGUGGUCAUGUCAGGGUUUGGAACAGAACAGUACAGCCCAGUACACAUCCUUUGGCCCACAAUGUUGUGCCGAACUUUUAAUCUACUCUAAGAUCAAUCUAACCCUUCCCUCCCACAUCCAUCACCCUACAUUUUUCUUUCAUCCAUGUGCCUACCUAAGAGUCACUUGCAUGUCCCUACUGUAUCUGUCUCUACCACCACCUGGGACAGGGCAUUCCUGGCAAGUUUAGUUUUGUAUCUGGACUGAUCUCAUAGUGACUUUCCACUAAUACCUGAAAACCCCUGUCAGCCAUUAUCCAGAACUUUGUCACAAUGAUUAGUGCAUCUUGCCACUUCCCAUGGUUUGUCCAACAAAGUGCUAAGACUAACGUGGAGUGUUUUUUCUCAGAAGAGUCGUUGGUCAGAUUUAUUGUUUUCUCCUUUGCUAAAGGUGUGCUGUCGAUUUGUGCCAGUACUCAAUAUUUUCCAACAAUUUGUCUAUCAUCAGGGUCAAACUAUAGUUACUCUGCUGCUUGCUUCCUUCCUUUGAGGUGGAGCUGCUUUACAGACUGCAGGCCUAUGAUGCCAUGCGUGUAGACAAAACCCAAAAGUCUUACCAACACAGAAAAUGCUGCAAGAACUCAGCAAGUCAGGCAGCAUUUUUGGAGGGGAAUAAACAGUCAACAUUUUGAGAGGGGUUGAGAAGAGAGGACCCUCCAUCAAUCUGUAUGAUAUUGAACUGUCAACCUUCUCUUUAGUUGUAAAUUUGAACUAAGACUGUGUGCAACCUGGAAAAUGUAUUUAAGCAAAAUGCUCAAAACAAAAUGUACAAAAAUAGUCUGAAAUGGUAAAUUCUGUAAAUAAUGUAAAUAAAUAGUAAUUGACUGGUAUUUAGUGUAAUGUUAAUACUUGUUGUGAUUGCAUACACCGUUCUCCAGAAAGGGUGUCUCUUCCCCCCCACCCCCCCCCCCCCAUCUCAGUAAAGAAACAAGGUUGGUGGUUAAAUCCAAAACUUUGUGGCAAAAGUCAGCACAGAUUCUGGGAGGAGGGGGCUUCUCCUCCUUACAUUCCACAUGAGGGCGAUUAUGGGUAUUUAUUUAUUGAGAUACAGUGUGGAACAGACCCUUCCAGCCCUUAGACCCACACUGCCGAGCAACCCCUGACUUAAUCCUAGCCUCAUCACAGGGCAGUUUACAAUGACCAAUUCACCUAUUAACCAGUAUGUCUUUGGACAGUGAGAGGAAACUGGACCACCUGGAGAAAACCCAUGUACUCCACAGGGUCCUUCUACAUGAGGUUGGAACAGAACUCUGAACUCCCAACGCCCCAAGCUGUAAUAGUAUCAUGUUAAUUGCUAUGUCACUGUGGUGCCCUUCAACCAGAACCAUGGAGGUUGGUUACCAAUACCAACUGUUGCUAUCUGGGAGCUGCAGUGUUGAUCCAUGCUGUUUGGGCUUAAGCACUGAAUUUCACAG